This is a messenger RNA of Zasmidium cellare ATCC 36951, 705 nucleotides long. RefSeq lists its product as uncharacterized. Bases 1 to 705 code for a protein of 234 amino acids. The record is from RefSeq and is a predicted model, not a curated record. The transcript has 2 exons. Gene Ontology annotation, molecular function: riboflavin synthase activity. Gene Ontology annotation, biological process: riboflavin biosynthetic process. NCBI's taxonomy places the organism in Eukaryota, Fungi, Ascomycota, Dothideomycetes, Mycosphaerellales, Mycosphaerellaceae.
AUGUUCACCGGCAUCGUCGAGAAGAUAGGCACCGUCUCCAAGCUCGUCAAACACGAUGAAUCAUCGAGCGGCGGCGGAGGUACCUCCCUCACCAUCAGCGACUGCGCCGAAAUCCUCGACGACUGCCAUCUGGGCGACAGCAUAAGCAUCAAUGGCACGUGCUUGACCGUGACGGAGUUCGAGAAGGACUCGUUCAAAGUCGGGGUUGCGCCAGAGACCUUGCGUAGGACUAAUCUCGGGUCGCUGAAGGAGGGCAGUGGAGUCAACCUUGAGCGAGCUGUGAGCAGUACCACGCGCAUGGGAGGACACUUUGUCCAAGGCCAUGUUGAUACGAUCGCAACAGUCUUGGAGACCAGACCGGACGGCAAUGCUGUGACGUUCCGCCUGCAGCCCAAGGACGAGAGCGUGCUGAGGUAUAUCGUCGAGAAGGGAUACGUCACAUUGGAUGGUGCUUCUCUCACGAUUACUGCUGUGAACGAUGACGAAGGAUGGUGGGAGAUCAUGCUCAUUGCAUAUACGCAAGAGAAGGUGGUGCUGGCCAAGAAACAGAAGGGAGAAAAUGUGAAUGUCGAAGUGGACAUGGUGGGAAAGUACGUCGAGAAGAGCGUGGCUGCAUACUUUGAGACCAACUCUGGCAAUGGCGGUGCUAUGCUGGAGAAGAUGGUGCAAAAGAUUGUGGAUGAGAAAGUGAAAGCGUUAAGAUAG